Messenger RNA from Eucalyptus grandis, 6085 nucleotides. Its product is annotated as pentatricopeptide repeat-containing protein At5g65560. The transcript has 2 exons. Gene Ontology annotation, molecular function: protein binding. The record is from RefSeq and is a predicted model, not a curated record. NCBI's taxonomy places the organism in Eukaryota, Viridiplantae, Streptophyta, Magnoliopsida, Myrtales, Myrtaceae. Bases 336 to 3095 code for a protein of 919 amino acids.
ACCGGCCGGCCAUCGUCCAGAAUACUAGACCGGUCCUUCCUCCCUUCCUUCCCGGAGAGAGAAACCUGCUGGUCCUGGUCCUCUCUCAUGGGCAACAACAUAUAAGCGAGUCCCAGGCACUGGUGGCGUCGCUGUAACCACGUCCCCAGCAUCUUGCAAUGUCCACGUACUCAAAUCCCAUCUACGCAAACCCACCAACCGCAAAUCCAAACCCAAGAUCCGGAUGUUACCAUUUCCCAAGAUCGACGACAGCUCUGGCAAACCGCCCCGCCAGUCCGGCUUCUUCGUGCUGAACUUCAAGAACGGGACGAACCCAUGAACCCGAAUCGCCCGCCAUGUUAAACCCGCUCAAACCCAAUAACCCAUCUCUGGUUCACCUGCAAAGCCUUCGUUCCGCGCUCAAUCCGAGGUCCCCGCUCUGCUCCUCCUCGUUAACGGGCUCUCCCGCCGGUCUGGUGUCCAAAGUUUUGAGCUUUCUGCGCGUCGUCCACUGGCAGAAGAAUCCCGAGCUCCUCCGUGUCAGCGCGGAGUUGAAGCCCCACCAUGUGUCCGAAAUCGUGCAAUGGCAUGAUAACACCGGCUCCGCCCUGCAAUUCUUUUUCUGGAUGUCUAAGCGGCAUUUCUACAAACACGAUGCGCGCUGCUUUGUGUCGAUGUUGGAUAGGCUUGUCCGGGAUCGGUAUUUGGCGCCCGCGGAUAAGGUUAGGAUCAUGAUGAUCCAGGCUUGUAGAAGCGAGGAGGAGCUGAAGCGGGCUCUUGAGUAUUUGAAUGAGAUUGGUAGAAAGGGUCUUGCUUUGACGUUGUACAGUUAUAAUACUCUUUUGUUGCAGCUGGGAAAGUUUGGGAUGAUUGCUUUAGCUCAGAACACGUACACUCAGAUGCUUAAUGAUGGUAUUAAACCUAGUCUGUUGACAUUCAACACGAUGAUUAAUAUGUUGUGUAGGAAGGGCAUGGUUCAACAAGCUAUGUUGAUAUUCAGUAAGAUUUUUCAGUAUGACAUGCGUGCAGAUACUUUUACUUAUACGUCCUUGAUUCUUGGGCAUUGUAGGAAUGAGGAUAUAGAUUCGGCUUUUGAGGUUUUUGAUAGGAUGACCAGGGAGGGUUGUGAUCCGAAUUCUGUUACAUAUUCGAAUCUGAUCAAUGGGUUGUGCAAGGUAGGAAGGGUGGGUGAGGCACUUGAUAUGCUCGAUGAAAUGAUUGAGAAAGGAAUCGAACCAACUGUUUAUACUUACACGGUUCCGAUCACCACUUUAUGUGAGGUUGGACGAGUGAAAGAAGUAAUGGAGCUUGUGCAUAGCAUGAAGAAGAGAGGCUGCAGUCCAAAUAUUCAGACUUAUACAGCUCUUAUUAGUGGGUUCUCUGAUGCAGGACUGUAUGAAUUGGCAGUUGGAAUGUACCAUAAAAUACUGAAGCUAGGUCUGAAGCCAAACACUAUCACGUUCAAUGCCUUAAUAAAUCUGCUAUGUCUAAGUGGAAGAUUUGAUGAUGCAUCGACAAUUGUUCGUAGGAUGGAGAGACUUGGUUGUGCACCCAACAUUCAGACCUUUAAUGAAAUAAUAAGGGGUUUAUGCUUAGUUGAUGAGAUGGACAAAGCAAUGGUUCUUUUUGAUAAGAUGCUCAAAUUUGGUCCUUUUCCAAAUGUGAUAACAUAUAAUACACUCAUUGGUGGGUACCUCAAACAGGGUUCACUUAACAAUGCAACUAGACUAUUGUAUUUUAUGAAGGAGAAUGGAUGUGCAGCAGAUGAGUGGACGUACAGUGAAUUGAUAACUGGGUUCUGUAAAGCUAACAAGUUAAGUUCAGCUUUUGAUCUUUUCAAUGAUGUUGUGGGACAGGGGAUCCGUCCUAAUCAUGUCAUUUACACAGCUUUGAUUGAUGGAUGCUGUAAGGAGGGGAAGGUAGAUAAUGCUUUGCACAUAUUUGAUAAGAUGGGGGAAAAAGAUUGCUUGCCUAGUAUUGAAACAUACAAUGCCAUCAUUAGUGGUUUGAGCAAAGCAAAUCGCAGUGCUGAAGCUAAAAAGCUAAUUAGUAUGAUGGAAGAUCAAGGACCUCAACCAAAUGUUAUCACCUAUACAUCGUUAAUUGACGGGCUCUCUCGAAAUGGAGGGAUCGACCAUGCAUUUCAGAUUUUUCAUGAAAUGGAAAGAGGAAAUUGCUUGCCGAAUUUGUUAACUUACAGUUCACUGAUUUUUGGCUUGUGUCAGGUGGGUAAGCCAGAGAGUGCUGAGAAAUUAUUGGAAGAGAUGGAAGGGAACGGUUUUUAUCCUGACCACAUAACAUUCACCUCUUUAAUUGAUGGAUUCGUCAUGAUUGGCAAACUAGAUUAUGCAUUCUUGCUUUUUAAGCUUAUGGUAGCUAGAGGCUGUGAACCGAACUUUCGAACUUUUGCUGUUUUGCUUAAAGGUUUGCAAAAGGAAUGCCAGUUGUUCUCAGAAAAGGCUGUUGCACAACAGGAAGCUGCUUACACUAGUGUCUCUGAUGAGAGUUACUCUACCAUCAACUUGUUUGUGCUCUUGAAUCGCUUGUCUGAGAUCAGAUGUGAACCCACAACCAACAUGUACAGUGAGUUAAUAAAGGGCUUGUGUAGGGAAGGUAGAUGUGCAGAGGCAGAUCAGUUGGUGGAAAACAUGGAGCAGAAAGGCUUGUAUCCCAACAAGGAGGCAUAUCAGUUUUUGUUAAUUUCGCAUUGUAGAGAUUCCCAAGUUGAUCCUGCCUUGAGAAUCUUUGAUUUGAUGGCAGUUAGAGGCUUUGAGUGUCGCCUGUUGACAUUUAAGGCUCUCAUCUCUGCUCUAUGCAGGGUAGGUCGCUUUGGUGAGGCAAAAGCAUUAUUUGAGAGGAUGCUUGAGAAAGAGUUGAAUGUAGAUGAGAUUGUUUGGACAGUAUUAAUUGAUGGCUUGCUGAAGCAAGGAAAUACAGAUUUCUGCAUGGAGUUCCUCCACAUCAUAGAAUCCAAAAAUUACAUAAUUAACUUUCAUACAUACACAAUACUGGCAAGAGAACUGUCCAAAAUAGACAAGUCAGAAGAAGCUGAUUGCAUAGCUGAGAAAAUGAAAGCUUUCAGGUACAGCAAUAAAAAUAAGAUUGUCUCACUGUAACAUCAGCAUUCACCAGAAGGGAGGUUCUUUGAGAUGACUGUGCUGCCCACUCCGCGAGCCCAGCUGGCCAUAGUAAUUUUGCUUUUUGGCAUGGAGCUGCUUCUAAUUUUCAUGGCGACCACAUUCUGGAUAAUUGUUCACCUGACAAUUCUGUGAACCACACAUCUGCCUCCUUUGCAACAAAUUGAUAGGAUUGGAGAGACUUGCAUAUCUUGGAGAGGUGAUUGUGGUCAAGCUAGAUUUGGAACGGUUGCCCUAUGUCAAGCACUGGCUUAAGGUGGGUGUCAUAUUACAGGUAUCAUGCUCCUCGAGAUAUAUUCGUAUGAUGCACCCAUUAUCUUGACCUUCAGAAUCAUGUCUACUUUUUACCAGCUAAGUUUGAGAAAUUGGGCAUCAUAAUGUGGGCCCUAACUGUGCGCUUAUUCUUUUGUCUGGCCAAAUUUGGCUGAUAAAGGAAAAAAAAGAAUAUUCUAAAUUUUCUGAUUGUGCAAUUUAAUACUUUUACUUUUAUGUGGUACAAUUUGGUCGCUAGGAGGCGUUCAAAUUUAUUGAUGUUUCUUGGGCAUUUUUUGCAAUUGGAAACAAUUUGUGCAUGUUAUAAGAAGACCUUAAACAUCUAACAUUUGUCUUGACAACCUGGAAUGUAGUAAAUGCAGAGAUAUGUAAUUUGAUGCCGAAGAAGACCAGAAAAUAAAUUAAAGCAUAAAUGUCUGAUAGUUGUUAUCUAUCCAGGAAAAUAUCUCUGAUAGUGGCUGGUGAAUUUCUUGUAUGAAAUGAAAUGAACUUCUUUAUACACUGAAAAAGAUGGAGCACAGGUUUCUAGAGUGACUUUGUGAGUGCCUGGCCCCUGCAUGGAAAACGAAUCAGUUACUAUUGGCUGAAUUACAGACAAUGUAUGUGACUAUUUUGAGCGGUCAAGUCCACUGUUUAAGUAGGCUCGGAAAAAGUAUUGUUUCAUUUGGCGGGCCGACCUGAAGUGAUCAUAAGUGUGAUUUGGACAAUCGGCUCUUCUAUAGUACCUAGCCUAGCCCAUCGAUUGUUGCCCAAUCCCAAAAUAUUAUUCUUACUCUGUCUAGGUUCUGGCCAACCCUAAAUUUUAUCCGUACUUCAUCAGGGAUUUGCAUUUGAUGAUUGAGUUAGGGAAAACUUUUGAGUUUUGCACCUGGCCAGACCUGAUAAUUGAGUUAUAGAAUUUCAAAGGACCCUGCCCAAUCCUGCCACAGACUACCUUUAGCAGUUUGAGCCUUGUGGAAUAUUCUUAUUACACCCUUGUUUGAUUGGACCUCAGGGCAGCAAUGUAAACAAAUUCUCCAUCUUUCUCAAGCAGCAGGACUAGUGAAGUACCUGAUAUGACUUCCUUGUGAGCAUUUAUAUACUGGAGAAAUGAAGAAGCUAACACAUUCUACUACUUCAGCACACGGUUGACCUAAGUUAUAAUGAACCGUCCUGGUCCAAAGUUCGAGUAGAGAGCAGGAUCUGUUACAGGUUCUUCAUAGGAACUAUUUGGCUAUUAACCGGUUUAUGAAAUGUCUCAUCCCAAGUUUAUGGACACUCAUGUCUUUAGAUACAUCUUUUGAAUAGUUGAUUUGUAGAUUAGAGAAUAUAAGUACCUGCUGACUUCACUUCAAAUGAAAUUUAUGUUUGCUCUUGAAAGUUUUCCAUUUUGCUUUUGAGGUUUUUCUGCUAUAAGUUCACAAAUAGUGAAGCACAGUGGAGGUUUUAAUGAUUGGUUUUUGACUUCUCAUACUUUUAAGAUGAAUUUUCUUGUCUAAAGCAAUGCUUCUAUCAUUGUUAACCCAGUCUUUUACUGUGAGUUGAAGUUUAUGCCAUCUCAAGUUCAGAUUUGUUUAGAGAAGAUGGUAAGAGUUUGUAAUAUUAGUAGUGGUGAAGAUUGCAUAGUUUUUAGUAUGAUUAAUCCUAGUAGAUGUUCUUGAUUUCAAUGUCAAAGAUCUGCAAUUAUUUUCUCUUUCCCAAAAGUAGUUUUUUUACUCUCUUCCUUCUUUUACUUCAAUUUAAGUGUCUCUCAUCCCUUUUGUGGUCGCUUUUGGUUUUGUAUGACUCACUUCUAUAAGCUCUUUUUGCUAAGCUCAAGAAGGAAGUAUUCAGGGUUAACAUUUUGGAGGAGAAAUGUUUGCAACAAUAUAUAUUCACCAGAGUGGCUCUGCCAAUAGUACACCACAAUUACAAUGUAAACUGAACAAUAUGGUGCCUUACCUUCAUUUGUCCAUUUCAGCACCAUUGUGGAAUCGUGCAAAUUUCAGUAUAGCUUUGCCAUGCCAGAUGGAAAUCAAGCUUAGAUAUGGGAAUGUUGUCAUACUUGCCUCCAUUUUGCAGGAUGAAACUGUGUUUCUUGGCCAUUUGAAGCUUUCCUCUUGCCUGGCAGACAGCAGAGAUGAAUGUUGAGGUAAUGAAGUACAGUUUAUGCGGCCCUGCUGUAGAAGAAGAAGAGACAAGCAGGGGAGGAGGAGGACGAGGAGGACGAGGACAAGGAGGAGGAGAAGUAGAGCUCAAAUCAUCAUUACUGAUGAAUUCUUUAUUGUACAUUGGUAGAUGUUUAAUCAUCCUAGUCAAGCCUCGGUAAAAGAAGUGAUCAGGAAAAUAAUCACUGCAUUCUGGUCUAAUUUUAUAAAGGUGCUCCUUAGUAAGGAUGGUGGUUUUCCUUGUUGAGUUGGCUCUCCUAUUCUUUAUUCAAUUAUAGGUUAUGCAAAUAAGUGGUGCAUCAAGCACUAGUAAUCUACUCUUCAAUUUUGGGAAGGUUGUCCAUUUGGGUGAUCUGAGGGGUAUUUGAGAAUCAGAAGUCUAGUGUACGAUAAGAUAGGUUGAUGAAGUUCCUGGGCUUUUGUAUCACAGAGAUAGAGUUGUCAUCAGAAUUUGUUUCAAGUUUUGUAUCAUUGUAUAGGGUAGUACCCUUUGGUACUCUACUGAUCAAACAUUGUGCAUUCAAAGUGAGUAAAAAUUGUCCAGUGAGAACGCAUUCUGUUAUCUAAGCU